GUUUGUGUUUGCUUUUUAUUCUUUGACCGCUUUUUUAUACUGCUAUUAGUUCAUUUUAAAAAGUUUGGAUUGCUGUUUGAUUUACAGCCAAGCAGUAGUUUUUUUGAAAAGAACCCUAUUCCAUCAACUUCGAAAAGCGCCCUAGAAUUAAUAAAGGACAAUGUAAACAGUAUAGGUAAAUCAUCUAAAACAGGUACCACUUGUUGUUGCAAUCCACAGUUAUUGUAUAAUAUACAGUCGCUGCUGUUAGAAAUUAAUUCCAAAGUGGGAAAAUGUGGAGCGGAAUAUCGCAAAGAAGAAAAAAUAAAUAUUUUGGAAAAAUCUAAAGUAAACUUCCCUAUUACAACAAAAGAAAAUUUAGAAGUUUUUGAUAAUUUUCUUUCAGAUUCUGAAAAUUAUUCAGCAUUGGUUCAGU
Messenger RNA from Brassicogethes aeneus, 415 nucleotides. NCBI's taxonomy places the organism in Eukaryota, Metazoa, Arthropoda, Insecta, Coleoptera, Nitidulidae. The record is from the annotation of a GenBank genome assembly.